AUGCGUAUCAUGUUAUCCAUUGUUUGGUAUGGCUCCCAGGCCUGGCUCGGUGGUCUUUGCGUGUCCGCCAUGAUAAGCAGUUGGAGUUACGAUUUUCUACACAUGGAGAAUACUCUCCCAGAGAGUGCCCACAUGGUAACAAGGGACUUGGUCGGCUUCACUAUCUUUCAUGCCAUCUCCGUCCCUUUUCUCCUUAUCCGCCCAGAGAGAGCCCAAGGAUACCUCAUCUCUGCAAACAUCGUCGUGUUCUUCGUCAUGAUGGGCAUCACGAUCUGGUCCUGUACUAAAGCUGAGGGUACGGGCCCAAUGUUUGAGGCUGGUGCCCGACAGCCGAGCACGCUCUCCACGGGUUGGGCGUGGCUUUACGGAAUCGUCGCGAGUUUGGGCAGCAUCGCCGCCGGCAUCAUUAACCAGAGCGACUUCACGCGCUUCGCGACCAAGCAAGGCGUGCAGGUCCCUGGCAUGACUUUAUCGCUCCUAGUGUUCGGCAUGAUCGUUCCCAUAUUCGCCAUGUUGUCCGCCUCGGCGUCUCUUGAGAUCUGGCCGGACCUUGAGGCCCCGAUAUGGAACCCGAUCAUAAUAGUCUUCCAGUGGAUGACCGACGAUUAUAACCCCGGGGCCCGCGCUGCAGCCUUCUUCUGCAGCGCCGGAUUUGUCUUUGGUCAAAUCGCCGAAAACGUCGUCGGUAAUGGCUAUGCAGCUGGAAUGGAUCUCGCGGGUCUGUCCCCAAACUGGAUCACGAUCAAGCGUGGUGCAUUAGUAGCAGCAGCACUGUCGUGGUUGGUGCACCCAUGGGAGUUCUACAACACAGCAAGCGUAUUCGUAUCUGUCGCCGCAUCAUUCUCGGUCUUCCUCGGUCCGAUGACGGGAAUCAUGAUGGCUGAUUACUGGAUUGUCCGCCGCCAGAAGAUCCAGAUCAGCCAGCUAUACACAGGUGAUCCCGAGGGCUCUUACUGGUACACCUACGGGUUUAAUUGGCGCGCUCUCGUCUCUUGGGUCGUCUGCUUCGCCCCCGCGAUGCCAGGGAUGAUUGCAAAUGUGAAUCCAAAUGUGACAGUCUCGACGGGGAUACUCAACUACUACCGAGGGAACUACCUGUUCGGAUUCUGUGAAGCAGCGCUUUUGUAUACGAUGCUCUGCUUCUUGUUCAAACCGAAGGGUGCCGGGCUACAAGACGACGCCGAUAUCUAUGGAACAUUCGACGAGGCUAUUGCUAUUAAGAAAGGGAUGACGCCAUGGGAAAAGAGACUAGAAGUUCAAAAAAUUCAGGGUAGUGAAGAGUGA
Scedosporium apiospermum is the source of this 1284-nucleotide messenger RNA. RefSeq names its product Thiamine transporter. The transcript is spliced from 2 exons. The record is from RefSeq and is a predicted model, not a curated record. Bases 1 to 1284 code for a protein of 427 amino acids. Gene Ontology annotation, molecular function: nucleobase transmembrane transporter activity. Gene Ontology annotation, biological process: transmembrane transport; nucleobase transport. NCBI's taxonomy places the organism in Eukaryota, Fungi, Ascomycota, Sordariomycetes, Microascales, Microascaceae. Gene Ontology annotation, cellular component: plasma membrane.